Molecule: messenger RNA, 3624 nt
Organism: Pteronotus mesoamericanus
Lineage: Eukaryota; Metazoa; Chordata; Mammalia; Chiroptera; Mormoopidae
Gene: YTHDC1
Product: YTH N6-methyladenosine RNA binding protein C1
Exons: 17
Coding region: 343-2553 (736 amino acids)
Biological process (GO): regulation of alternative mRNA splicing, via spliceosome; mRNA splicing, via spliceosome
Cellular component (GO): nucleoplasm
Molecular function (GO): N6-methyladenosine-containing RNA reader activity; mRNA binding
Source: RefSeq, a predicted model, not a curated record
GGGAUUGUUUCAUGCAGGAAGCAGGCUCCAUUUUAGCGCCGCCCGCUGUCGCCAUCUGUUUCCCUUCCCUCCCACUUAUCCCCCUCCCGUCCCUAAGCCCCAACGGGAAGACUGGGCCUAAGCCUUCGGAGGCUGGAGUGCAAGGAGGAAAGGGGAAAAGGGAGAAGGGGGAAAAGCGAGGAGAAAAACGGUGAGUCGAGAAAGGCGAGUCGUAGAGGCAAAGGUGCUUAAGCACGCAGCCCGGCGGACGGACUGACGGACGUUCCUGUGCUACUGCGGCCGCGGCUGCGGCCCACGCGCGAGUCGCGUCGAGGCGGCGGCAGCGGCAACAGGAGAGGAGCAAUGGCGGCCGACAGUCGGGAGGAGAAAGAUGGAGAACUUAAUGUUUUAGAUGAUAUUUUGACUGAAGUACCAGAACAAGAUGAUGAACUGUAUAAUCCAGAGAGUGAACAAGAUAAAAACGAGAAAAAGGGAUCAAAAAGAAAAAGUGACCGAAUGGAAUCUACUGACAUCAAACGACAAAAGCCCUCUGUUCAUUCAAGACAGUUGAUUUCUAAGCCACUGAGCUCAUCAGUUAGCAAUAACAAAAGAAUAGUUAGUACAAAGGGAAAAUCAGUCACAGAAUAUAAAAAUGAGGAAUAUCAAAGAUCCGAGAGAAACAAGCGUCUAGAAGCUGACCGGAAGAUUCGGUUAUCAAGCAGUGCCUCCAGGGAACCUUAUAAGAGUCAACCGGAAAAAGCUUGCCUCCGGAAAAGGGAUCCUGAAAGGAGGGCCAAAUCUCCUACGCCAGAUGGUGCUGAGAGAAUUGGGCUUGAAGUGGAUAGACGUGCAAGCAGAUCCAGCCAGUCUUCUAAGGAAGAGGUGAACUCUGAAGAGUAUGGUUCUGACCGUGAGACUGGCAGCAGUGGUUCUUCCGAUGAGCAAGGCAACAACACUGAGAAUGAGGAGGAAGGGGUGGAGGAUGUGGAGGAAGAUGAAGAGGUAGAAGAAGAUGCAGAGGAAGAUGAAGAAGUAGAUGAAGAUGGAGAGGAGGAGGAGGAGGAGGAGGAAGAGGAGGAGGAGGAGGAAGAGGAAGAGGAGGAGGAAGAAGAAUAUGAACAGGAUGAGAGAGAUCAGAAGGAAGAGGGAAAUGAUUAUGACACUCGAAGUGAAGCUAGCGACUCUGAUUCUGAAUCCGUUUCCUUCACAGAUGGGUCUGUCAGAUCUGGUUCAGGCACGGAUGGAUCAGAUGAGAAAAAGAAGGAGAGAAAGAGAGCUAGAGGCAUUUCUCCAAUUGUUUUUGAUAGAAGUGGAAGCUCUGCAUCAGAGUCAUAUGCAGGUUCAGAAAAGAAGCAUGAGAAAUUAUCAUCUUCCGUUCGUGCUGUCCGAAAAGAUCAAACGAGUAAACUCAAAUAUGUCCUACAAGAUGCAAGAUUUUUUCUCAUAAAGAGUAACAACCAUGAGAAUGUGUCUCUUGCCAAAGCUAAGGGCGUGUGGUCCACGCUGCCAGUGAAUGAGAAAAAAUUAAAUGCAGCAUUCAGAUCUGCAAGGAGUGUUAUCUUAAUAUUUUCUGUCAGAGAGAGUGGAAAAUUUCAAGGAUUUGCAAGACUCUCUUCAGAAUCACAUCAUGGAGGAUCUCCUAUACAUUGGGUGCUUCCAGCAGGAAUGAAUGCUAAAAUGUUGGGAGGUGUCUUUAAAAUUGAUUGGAUUUGCAGGCGUGAAUUACCCUUCACUAAGUCGGCUCAUCUCACCAAUCCUUGGAAUGAACAUAAACCAGUAAAGAUUGGACGUGAUGGACAGGAAAUUGAACUCGAAUGUGGAACCCAGCUUUGUCUUCUAUUUCCCCCUGAUGAAAGUAUUGACUUGUAUCAGGUCAUUCAUAAAAUGCGUCACAAGAGAAGAAUGCAUUCUCAGCCCCGAUCAAGAGGACGUCCAUCCCGUCGAGAACCAGUCCGGGAUGUGGGAAGGCGUCGACCAGAAGAUUAUGAUAUUCAUAACAGCAGAAAGAAACCAAGGAUUGACUAUGCCCCUGAGUUUCACCAAAGACCAGGGUAUUUAAAGGACCCACGAUACCAGGAAGUAGACAGUUUCACAAAUCUUAUUCCCAACAGACGAUUUUCAGGAGUUCGCCGAGAUGUGUUUUUAAAUGGGUCCUACAAUGAUUAUGUGAGGGAAUUUCAUAACAUGGGACCACCACCACCUUGGCAAGGAAUGACUCCUUAUCCAGGAAUGGAACAACCUCCACACCAUCCUUACUAUCAGCACCAUGCUCCACCUCCUCAAGCUCAUCCCCCUUACUCAGGACAUCAUCCAGUACCACAUGAAGCAAGAUACAGAGAUAAACGAGUACACGAUUAUGAUAUGAGGGUGGAUGAUUUCCUUCGUCGCACACAAGCUGUUGUCAGUGGUCGGAGAAGUAGACCCCGUGAAAGAGAUUGGGAACGAGAGCGGGACCGCCCCAGAGACAACAGAAGAGACAGAGAGCGAGAUAGAGGACGUGAUAGAGAAAGAGAAAGAGAACGAUUAUGUGAUCGGGACAGAGACCGAGGGGAAAGAGGUCGAUACAGAAGAUAAUGUGCUUUUGGAAGCACUGAUUGUUUAAAGAUAAAAAAAAUCUUGUAUUUUUUUUUUGUGUGUGUUUACAAGUAGUAAAUUUAUUUUCAGCUGUCUACUUAAAGUUCAUUGUGUAGAAGGAUUUAUUAUGACCCUUUUUGUUCCAAGCAUGCAGUAUAAUAAGAACUGGAAAAAACUCAAAUCCUCCAAAAAAUGCACAGUUGACAAUUUGAGUUGACACUUUUAUUGGGGCAGAAUGGAACAGUCCACAGAUGUAGAUAUUGAUUCAUUCUCCGUAAAUGUUCAUCUACUUAUAGUGUGUUCAUCCUAGAGUUACUUCUUUGUUUGCUUUUCUUCUUUUGGAUUUUGAUUGAUGACUGCCAUGAUAUUUUGCUUUGAUGUGUUUCUAACUGUAGUUGCACACGGUUCAGUAAAAAUAAUGCUGCUAUCAAGUAUGCAAUUAUUGAAGUAUGAUGGUCUGACUGUAUGGCAGCCUCUUGGUUUCACCCUUUCCCUCUUUUUUUAAAUCUUAAGUGACUUUAUUUUUCUUCAGUCUUCAAUGAUGAGAGCAAUAUUAUGAAGACAUUGCUAUCUAAUUUUUAAUCUUUUUCAAUAAAAAAAUUCCCAUGUUCAGUAGCAUGGUUGAUGCUAUUGUUUAGCCUUCCCCUCCAAACUGUAAACAUUGGCUUGGAAUGUUCACAACUUGCGUGUGUGGCAGCAGAAGAUAAUCCCCAUAUUCUACAUUGCUACUGUUUUGUAUAAAAUAAAUUGGUAAAGAUUGACAUCAGUUGUAUUUCUUUGUUGUCUGGAUGCAAGUUUGUUUUCUUAACACAUUGGUGGACAUAAAAAUGCUAUGUGUUUAGGAAUUGUAGGAACCCCAUUGUCUUUUUUUACAUAUUUUAGCAGAAAUGAUUGACCUAGGCCAGUUAUAUUAAAAGCUUACUUCUAUUUCUAAUGUAAGAACUAAUGAUAUGCAGUGGAAUUAUGUUGAUAUUUUGCUUAAGCAUUUAUUCCUCUGUGGUAACAUUUUAGGAUCUACUCUGGUCAGAGGACUCUUUAUGGUUUUCUGUUAUAAUACUUUUGUUAGUGAAC